Fusarium fujikuroi IMI 58289 is the source of this 819-nucleotide messenger RNA. Its product is annotated as related to aquaporin, Major Intrinsic Protein. Gene Ontology annotation, biological process: transmembrane transport. The coding region runs from base 1 to 819 and encodes 272 amino acids. Gene Ontology annotation, cellular component: plasma membrane. The record is from RefSeq and is a predicted model, not a curated record. The transcript has 3 exons. Gene Ontology annotation, molecular function: water channel activity. Lineage: Eukaryota; Fungi; Ascomycota; Sordariomycetes; Hypocreales; Nectriaceae.
AUGGCAUCCGCUGCUGAAGUUCAGGGUGCGAAUGGCUUCAAUGGCCACCACCAACAUAAACGGCAGAGAACCCAUCUUAGCGAAGUCGGCACUCACAUGGUAGCGGCGUCUGGCGAAUUCGUUGGUACUUUCUUCUUCUUAUACUUUGGCUAUGCCGGCAACAUUGUCGCCGUUCUUCAAGAGCCUGCCACCGGGCCGAAUGGCACAUUGACCAACAACACCAUUAUCUGGAUCGCAAUGGCAUACGGUUUCUCCCUCUUAGUCAACGUCUGGGCCUUUUACCGAAUCAGCGGUGGACUGUUUAAUCCUGCGGUCACCUUUGGUCUCUGUCUGGCUGGCCAACUGCCAUGGAUGCGAGCGCUGUACCUAUUCCCAGCUCAGCUCAUCGCUUCGAUGUGCGCAGGUGGUCUAGUCGAAGCCAUGUUCCCCGGUAGUGCCUCGCAGGCAAACACCACCCUCGGUCCCAAUACUUCGAUAGCACAAGGUGUCUUUCUUGAGAUGUUCUUUACAGCUCAAUUGGUCUUUGUCGUCUUGAUGCUUGCAGCGGAGAAAUCCCGCGAUACGUUUCUCGCGCCGAUUGGCAUUGGUCUCUCUGUUUUUGUGGCCCUCAUUCCAGGUGUCUUUGUUACAGGCGGAUCGUUAAAUCCAGUACGGUCUUUUGGCUGCGCUGUCGGUGGCAGAGACUUUCCUGGUUAUCACUGGCUCUACUGGGUCGGACCUCUUCUUGGUGGUGCUCUUGCUGCUGGCUACUUCAGGCUUGUCAAGAUGAUGCACUACGAGGAAGCGAACCCAGGGCAGGACAGUCCAGUCGACGUCUAG